Meloidogyne enterolobii is the source of this 795-nucleotide messenger RNA. The record is from the annotation of a GenBank genome assembly. Lineage: Eukaryota; Metazoa; Nematoda; Chromadorea; Rhabditida; Meloidogynidae.
AUGAAUGAUGGUCUUCGAACAGAUAUAUUUUUACGUUAUACUCCAGAAACGAUUGCUUGUGCUUGUAUUCAAUUAGCUGCCAAAACUGUUGAUCAUCCUGUAAUUCUUCCCAAGUCUCCUCCAUGGUUUGAGCUCUUCGAUGUGUCUGAUUGUGAUAUUCGUCUUAUUUCUAAAAUAUUGAUGUGUCUUUAUACACGAAAAAGAGCUCCAAGUCUUGAUUUUAUUAAUUCACAAUUGAAGCUACAUCAAAAAGAACCUUCAGAUUCUAAUAAAAAUGAAGAGGAGGUGACUGAUAAAGCAUAUGCUGAUAUACAAAAAGUAGUUAAAGAAAGAGCUAUUAAAGCUAGUAAAAAAGGAGAUGAAAAAGCAGUGAGAAUUAAAAAAGUAAGUAUGAAACACGUUUUCGGCCCUCCAUUUCAUAUUAUGGUUGAUGCAACCUUUAUUAGUUAUUGCGUAAAAAAUCGAUUGGAUAUAAUGGAAGGAUUUGAGGAUUGUCUUUUUGAUAAAGUAAUUCCAUACAUUCCCAAAUGUGUUAUUGUUGAAUUGGAAAGGAAGGAACGUCGUUUUAAAUCAGUUUUGAAAAUUAUAAACGAUUAUCGUUGGCAAAGACUACAUUGUUCUCAUAAAAAAAGUAUCAAUUCAGACGAAUGUAUUAUUCGUAGAGUUGAAGAGCACAAAAACUGUGUCGUUGCUACUUGUGACAAAGAUUUACAUAGAAGUAUCCUCAAAAUUCGGGAUGUCCCAAUUAUUUAUAUUCGAGAUCAUCAACUUACAAUUGAGCGUAUGCCAAGUUAA